This is a messenger RNA of Kogia breviceps (pygmy sperm whale), 3695 nucleotides long. RefSeq names its product protein argonaute-3. NCBI's taxonomy places the organism in Eukaryota, Metazoa, Chordata, Mammalia, Artiodactyla, Physeteridae. Gene Ontology annotation, molecular function: miRNA binding; single-stranded RNA binding; RNA endonuclease activity. The record is from RefSeq and is a predicted model, not a curated record. Gene Ontology annotation, biological process: regulatory ncRNA-mediated post-transcriptional gene silencing; regulation of stem cell proliferation.
CGGCGCCGCAGUCGUGGAGGGGCACUGGGAUCGUAGGCUGCCGCGGGCGACGCAAGUUCCGCACAGAGCCCGUCUCUUCUCGCAUCACGCUUCUUCCUCUCUCCUAGUUGCGCGCUGCCUCCCGACGGCCGCUCUUCCUGACGAGAGCUUUCGGAGUGCGGUUGCUGAGGAGAAGCCGUCACCACCCUGCCUCGGGGCCGAGUGAGGGUUCCUGUCGCGCCGCGUCGCCCGCUGCGCCGCCUCCUUGCCCUCAGUGGCGGGCGCCCUUCUCGCUGGAAGCACUCCCCCCAGCUCCAUGAAUGGAAAUCGGCUCCGCAGGACCCGUUGGGGCCCAGCCCCUACUCAUGGUGCCCAGAAGACCUGGCUAUGGCACCAUGGGCAAACCCAUUAAAUUGCUGGCUAACUGUUUUCAAGUUGAAAUUCCAAAGAUUGAUGUCUACCUCUAUGAGGUAGAUAUUAAACCAGACAAGUGUCCUAGGAGAGUGAACAGGGAGGUGGUUGACUCAAUGGUUCAGCAUUUUAAAGUAACUAUAUUUGGGGACCGUAGACCAGUUUAUGAUGGAAAAAGAAGCCUUUACACAGCCAAUCCACUUCCUGUGGCAACUACAGGGGUAGAUUUAGAUGUUACUUUACCUGGGGAAGGUGGAAAAGAUCGACCUUUCAAGGUGUCAAUCAAAUUUGUCUCUCGGGUGAGUUGGCACCUACUACAUGAAGUACUGACAGGACGGACCUUGCCAGAGCCACUGGAAUUAGACAAGCCAAUCAGCACUAAUCCUGUCCAUGCCGUUGAUGUGGUGCUACGACAUCUGCCCUCCAUGAAAUAUACGCCUGUGGGGCGUUCCUUUUUCUCAGCUCCAGAAGGAUAUGACCACCCUCUGGGAGGGGGCAGGGAAGUUUGGUUUGGAUUCCAUCAGUCUGUUCGGCCUGCCAUGUGGAAAAUGAUGCUUAAUAUUGAUGUUUCUGCCACUGCCUUCUACAAAGCACAACCUGUAAUUCAGUUCAUGUGUGAAGUUCUUGACAUUCAUAAUAUUGAUGAGCAGCCAAGACCUCUGACUGAUUCUCAUCGGGUAAAAUUCACCAAAGAGAUAAAAGGUCUGAAGGUUGAAGUGACUCAUUGUGGAACAAUGAGACGGAAAUACCGUGUUUGUAAUGUAACAAGAAGGCCUGCCAGUCAUCAAACCUUUCCUUUACAGUUAGAAAAUGGCCAAACUGUGGAGAGAACAGUAGCACAGUAUUUCAGAGAAAAGUAUACUCUUCAGCUGAAGUACCCACACCUUCCCUGUCUGCAAGUGGGGCAGGAGCAGAAACAUACCUAUCUGCCACUAGAAGUCUGUAAUAUCGUGGCAGGGCAACGAUGUAUCAAGAAGCUAACGGACAAUCAAACCUCCACUAUGAUCAAAGCAACAGCAAGAUCUGCACCAGAUAGACAAGAGGAAAUUAGCAGAUUGGUAAGAAGUGCAAAUUAUGAAACAGAUCCAUUUGUUCAGGAGUUUCAAUUUAAAGUUCGGGAUGAAAUGGCCCAUGUAACCGGACGCGUACUUCCAGCACCUAUGCUCCAGUAUGGUGGCCGGAAUCGGACAGUAGCAACACCAAGCCACGGAGUAUGGGACAUGCGAGGGAAACAGUUCCACACAGGAGUUGAAAUCAAAAUGUGGGCUAUAGCUUGUUUUGCCACACAGAGGCAGUGCAGAGAAGAAAUAUUGAAGGGUUUCACGGACCAGCUGCGUAAGAUUUCUAAAGAUGCAGGGAUGCCCAUCCAGGGCCAGCCUUGCUUCUGCAAAUAUGCGCAGGGGGCAGACAGCGUGGAGCCCAUGUUCCGGCAUCUCAAGAACACCUACUCAGGGCUGCAGCUCAUUAUCGUCAUCCUGCCAGGGAAGACGCCAGUGUAUGCGGAGGUGAAACGUGUUGGAGAUACACUUUUGGGUAUGGCUACACAGUGUGUUCAAGUCAAGAAUGUAAUAAAAACAUCCCCUCAAACUCUCUCAAACCUGUGCCUAAAGAUAAAUGUUAAACUUGGAGGGAUCAAUAAUAUUCUUGUACCUCAUCAAAGACCUUCUGUGUUCCAGCAACCAGUGAUCUUUUUGGGAGCAGAUGUCACUCAUCCACCAGCUGGUGAUGGGAAGAAGCCUUCUAUUGCUGCUGUUGUAGGUAGUAUGGAUGCCCACCCAAGCAGAUACUGUGCUACAGUAAGAGUUCAGAGACCCCGACAGGAGAUCAUCCAGGACCUUGCCUCCAUGGUCCGAGAACUUCUCAUUCAGUUUUAUAAGUCAACACGGUUCAAACCUACUCGUAUCAUCUUUUAUCGGGAUGGUGUUUCAGAGGGGCAGUUUAGGCAGGUAUUAUAUUAUGAACUACUAGCAAUUCGAGAAGCCUGUAUCAGUUUGGAGAAAGACUAUCAACCUGGAAUAACUUACAUUGUAGUUCAGAAGAGACAUCACACUCGAUUAUUUUGUGCUGAUAGGACUGAAAGGGUCGGAAGAAGUGGCAAUAUCCCAGCUGGAACAACAGUUGAUACAGACAUUACGCACCCAUAUGAGUUUGAUUUUUAUCUCUGUAGCCAUGCUGGAAUACAGGGUACCAGCCGUCCUUCACACUAUCAUGUUUUAUGGGAUGAUAACUGCUUUACUGCAGAUGAACUUCAACUGCUAACUUACCAGCUCUGCCAUACUUAUGUGCGCUGCACACGAUCUGUUUCUAUACCUGCACCAGCGUAUUAUGCUCACCUGGUAGCAUUUAGAGCCAGAUAUCAUCUUGUGGACAAAGAACAUGACAGUGCUGAAGGAAGUCACGUUUCAGGACAGAGCAAUGGACGAGAUCCACAAGCUCUUGCCAAGGCUGUACAGAUUCACCAAGAUACCUUACGCACAAUGUACUUUGCUUAAAAAGUCUAAGAAUAUUCUCUGAGAGGAAGAACUGGAAGAUGAAUCAACAUACAACUUAUGUUUCCAGUGGAGUCAGCUGAGUGGGGAUGCCUCCAGCCAUACAGAAACCAACACUGUGGGGGGGCCAGAGUCUGAUCUUUAUGUUAAUACGGAAGAUUGUUUACUUCAUCAAGGAACACAGCACCAUUAUGCAAUAUGAAACCAGCCAACUGCUUUUUUGUGCGGUCUCCUGUAGGAAGUAUCGCAAUCAUUUUGUUUUCACUUUCUUGUAGUCUAACCCUUUUAAUGCCUUUACCUCAAGUUGCUUGGCAGCACAACUCUUUGCAAAAAAAAAAAGUAAAGAAAAAGUAAAUGAUGGUUUUUUAAAAAACACACCUAUAUGAAUAAUCAAAGUUAUUGUUCACAGUUAUGUGUGCAAAAAAUGUGCAUUCAUGUAUUCUUGUAAAAGUUAUCUGUAUAUUUUACUUAUAUACCUGCAUACUGCAUAUGCAUAUAUAUCUGGAUCUACACUGAUAAUAGAUAUAUAUGUAUCUCUGUAUAUAUUUUAUAGUUCAUUCCAUUGGGGAACUUUCUUUCCCUUUUAUUAUCCUCCCACCACCACUAUGAUUUCUCUCUCUACCUCCCUUGCCUUCAUCACCUACAUUUGUUUUUCCCUGAUGCUACCAGUAACAUUCAGAUGUUCAUGUAUCUGGUUCAUUUGAAUAUGAAGCAUGGCAAACUAGAUUUUUAUUUUGCACGCCCUACUCCUGUCUUGUCUCAUACAUAAUUCUGAGUCCUCAUCUCUUGGUAUUGCUUUCUUAAGAAACUAUAUAU